Molecule: messenger RNA, 870 nt
Organism: Erpetoichthys calabaricus (reedfish)
Lineage: Eukaryota; Metazoa; Chordata; Cladistia; Polypteriformes; Polypteridae
Product: E3 ubiquitin/ISG15 ligase TRIM25-like
Exons: 2
Molecular function (GO): zinc ion binding
Source: RefSeq, a predicted model, not a curated record
AUGGCUGAAGCCCAAAUGUUUGUGUCACAGGACGAGUUCACCUGCUCGUUGUGUGAGGAUACCCUGACUGAUCCCGUCUCCAUCCCCUGUGGACAUAAUUUCUGUCUGAAGUGCUUAACCAACUACAGGGAUCAGAGCCAAGAGUGCAGCUGUCAUAAGUGCAGACACACCUUCACAACGAGGCCUGAUCUGCGAAGAAAUAAUCUGCUGAAUGAAGUCAUCAAGAAAUUAAAGAAGACAACUCUCAGUUCUCCUCCUCCUCAGAAUUAUGCUGGCCCUGGAGACGUGGAGUGUGACUUCUGUACUGGUGAGAAGUUCAGAGCGGUGAAGUCCUGUCUCACCUGCAUGGCCUCCUACUGUCAGACUCACUUGCAGCCUCACUAUGAAGGAGACGCCCUGAAGCACCACAAGCUGGUUGAUCCUGAUAGAAAUCUGAAGGAGAAACUCUGUGAGAAACAUCAGAAAAGUCUGGAGAUAUUCUGUAAAACUGAUGAUUCCUGUAUCUGCGUGAUGUGUGUGGUGAGUGGACAUAAAAAUCAUGAAAUGGUCGAGCUGGAGACGGAAAGAGAAGAAAAGCAGAUGUCUGUGGUAAGAGAGGUGGAAGAAAAUGAGAAGAGCUUCACUGCUCUGAUGCGGUGCAUUGAGGAAGCCCACAGGAAACUGACUGAGAGGAUCAGAGAACAAGAAAAGAGAGAAAUAGAGAAGGCUGAAGGAGUCAUGGAGCAACUGGAGAAGGAGAUCGAGGAGCUGAAGAGGAGAGAAGCUGAGCUGAAGGAGCUUUCAGAGACCAAGGACCAUCUCCACUUCUUACAGGUGAGAGCGACACUUCACAGGGAGUCUGAUCAGACUGGGGUGUGUGGGACCUCAGAA